AAGGAGAAAUGGGAUGAUAGAGAUUGCAAAAAGCACAAUCUGGACAACGUUGAAAAGAAGCCAUCUUCAAGACACUUGAUCCCAUCACCUUCUCCAAAAUCAAGCAUCUCAAUACUGCCAUGGAGAUAUGGCAAGGUCUUGGGAAGUUAUGUGAGGGAUCGGAGGAUCUGAGAAAGCAGAAGAUAGAGGUCCUGCUCGAGAAGUUCAAAAGCUUCAAAAUGCUUCCUGGAGAAUCAUUUGAUAUGUUGGAUGAAAGAUUCCACAAAAUCUUAAUUGAUCUUGCAUCACUUAACCACACUCUUUCUCCCAAAGAAAAGAAUGUGAGGUUAAUGAGGUCUCUUCCAGCUGAGUGGUACACCAAAGCCACAGCCAUGGAAAAAGGAAGAAAUCUGGAGAACUACACUGUCCAAGGUCUCCUAGAUGAGCUCAGAACCUAUGAGCACGAGCUGAAGAAGAAAAAGGAAGAGCAAGUCACUCCUUUUCCCACGGCAUUGAUGACAACUCCCAGAGUCCCAGCAAGGGAAGGGACAUGCCCAAGGAACUGUGACACUCCUUCAUCAAGUCAGCCACCAAGCUCAAAAACAGGGAACUACGAUGAGGAAUUUGCAAUGAUGAUCAAGCAGUUCCGGAAGUUCAAGAAGUUCUUCAAGAAAACUGACUCAGUCAGAAGGCCAUCCAAGGGAAAGCUACAGGUAAGCGACUCCCCUCCUGAAUCUUAUUUCUGUUAUAACUGCAGGAAACCUGGCCACUGGAAGUCAGCAUGCCCGUACCCAAAAGUGGAGAAGCGCGGAGAAAGAGAAAGAAACGAGAAGAAGAAGAAGGAAAUGGUAGCAGCUGAGAGUGACGAGUCAUCCAGCUCAAGCUCGGAUGAAGAAUCCCUCGUCUGCAUGGAGCGCAGAGCUGAGAAGUCCAACCACGAGGAUCGGUGGACUAUGUCAGAAGAUGACACUCUCUACCUAAUGGCCAAAGAUGAUGCUGGACAAGAGGUAACAUCACAAACCUCUUGCUCAUCUUCUUAUGAAAGCAUACCAACUUCUGAAAAUUUUUUUGACAAGUUCAAAACGAUGAUGGAAGACUUUGAAGAAAUAAAUCUUAAACAUUCAUCCUUAACAGAAGAGAACAAGCUAUUGAGUGAAGAGAAUAUCAAGUUGACUGAAGGUCGGAAAAGUCAACUAAGUGAGAUCACUCAACUCAAGGCUAAGAAUGAAUCUCUUUCUGAAAAGGUGAAAUCCCUCAACAAGGAUCUAGGGAUACUGAAGUCCAAAGAAGCAGUGGAUAAGCUUCUUGAAACGACCAAACAUAAGAGUCGUGAAGGACUUAGAAGAAAACCUUCUAACCCCCACUAUACACGAGGCUACACUCAUUAUGGGGACAUGGCAUCCCUCAAGAACAUCUCCACAAAUGAAGUCAUUCUCACUGGGAAGAGAAUCAGAAACAUCUACGAAGUAAUGUGGGACGAUGUCAAGGAAUCAUGCCUAAUCAGCAAAGACAAUGAUGAAGAGAUCAAUGAAGGAGAUAAAAUGAAGCCUACGGAGUUCAUUCCUUUCGGAAGUCUACCACUGAAGACUUCACAAAGAAAUCUGGAUAAUGCUGAGCCGACCAGAAAUCAUGGCCAGCCUUCCAAUAUUUCGGAUCACUCAAAUGGUGACAAUUCCGGAAGUGGCGACUCAGUGCCAAUCCAUCCAGAAACACCAACAAACUCUGUUCUUCAACCAGAAGCUGAACUAGAUCAGCCAGUCAACCCAAAUCAACACAAUCUUCGUUGGUUAAGGGAUCAUCCUCCUCAACAAGUCAUUGGAGAUAUUCAAUCACGCGAACUCUCCGAAUUCCUUCAUCUAGAAAUCAGCUUCAAGUAUGAAGAAGAAGUUCUUGAAUUCUACAAGAACGGGAAGAUCUCAACGAUUCAAUCCAAGAAGAACCCACAGAGGACGAUUCAAGUAAUUAAGUCCACUGUUGGAGGCACCAAGGUGAAGAUUUCUCAGAAGAAAUUGAUGAAAAAGCUCCAUCUUCCCAAUUCUGGAAUUGAAAUUGGGAGGCUCAUGUCCAAGAAUCUGGACUGGAAAACUAUUGGGAUUUCUGGACAAAUCCCCUCUGGCCCAGCAAAGAAGGCCGACUUGAAGAAUGACUAUAAAUUGGUCCUAGAGCUGGUCAUUGCAUGCCUAGAAUGUGGCAGUGGAGGACAUGCAGAUGACAUAACUCAAGAAAGGGCAUUCAUCAUCAACGCUCUUAUCGCCAGGACAAAGGUAAAUUGGGCUAAACACUUUUUCAACUCUGUUUCAAUGCACUUAGGAAAGCCCAAGCAGAAAUAUCUCUGUCAAGGAUUGUACCAUGGGUACAUUUUGGAAUCCUUGGGUGUUGCUUCUAAAGGCAAGAAGUAUGAUACCAGAUAUUGGCUCUACUAUUUGUCUUCUAAAGGAGAAAACAGAGCUAGUUCAACUGUAGAAGAUGAAGGCUCUUCAGACAAUGUCCUAAUUGUAAGUCUAAAGAAGUCCUCAAAGAGGAAGCAAGUGGUGUCUCCCUCCCCCAGCACUGAGGCACCACACAAUCUUGCAGUGAUUAAUUUGGAUGAAGAAGAAGAAGUUCCUGCCCAGGGAGAACUUCAAAAGAAGAAGAAAAGAAGAAUCUCCUCUCCCUCUACAUCUGGAAAUGCAAAUACGGGUGACUUGGUGGAAAAGGAACCAUUUGAGGAAGCCUCUGCACACAACCAGAGUCCUCAACAACUUGAUGAAGAUGAAGAAAUCCCUCAAGACCAGAGUUUUCCAUCUCCUCAAUCACAAGCUCAAACUGAUGAUGAAGUGAGCAAAUUCAUGCAGCUCUACUAUGAUUGGAGAGCUUGGAAAGUUAGAAACUCUACAGAUCAGUUAGUUGAAUGGGAUCAACAACUGAAAAAUGAAAGGAUUAUCAAGAGGUGUUUGGGACAGCCAGUCAACUAUUUUUGUGAGCAAAUUCUGGAUGAUGAAUGGGUAUUGCAGAAAACCUAUGAGGAUCUACAUUUGGAAUACUUGGCCACCUCUCCAACUUCAGAGUUUGAAACUGAUGAUGAGGACACGACAGUCUACAAACCAAUCCUCUCAAAGCCAACUGAAGAUCAGACUGUCCUCACCACUGAAGCACAGGCUGACAUGGAAGCCACAGCAGAGGAUUUCCAUUCUGUGAGCAAUACAAUGAUGGCUUAUGCAUCUCACAGCCAUCUUCAAUUCAAAGAAGCCACUGCAAUCAAGCAGCAGAUUUCCACAGUCACAGUCAACCUUCAUAAGCAGAUGUCUCCCCUCCAGAUGGAUAUCAGAUCAGCCCUAGCAGUGUCAUCAGCAAACCAGGUGGUAACUCAAGACUACCUAAAGGUUCUUGCUGACAAUCAAAAAGAAGCAUUCAGGCUCUUCAGGCACUUUGGCACUUACACUGGGAAACACAAGCUGGAAGUGAUUGUCCAACCUAGAAGUCCAUCUCAAAUUCCAAGACUUCCAAUUGAAGUCAAAGAAGGAGAACUCUCAUACAUUCCAUCACACCUGAACAUGACGGAGCUGAUACUUGAAACCCAGCAGAGCAAUCUGGAGAACUCAAUCUAGCAUCUGUCAAACACUGAGUUUGAUGGAACAAAAGCUGUAGGAACCAUUGCCUCCCACUUCACAAAUGAUUCCCAUAAAGAAGAGAGAUAUAACAAUCUCAAGCGCAUCCAGGAAGAGUGUGGAGUCAUGCAAGGCAUUGGGGAAUGUAAUUCUGGCGGAACUUAACUGUUUUUGGCUAAUACUUGUCUUGUGGCAAUGAACUAUUGAUAAAAUGUAACACCCCAAUCCGUAUAACCCGGAAUUACACGAAUUAAGGUGAAACGAGAGUUAAAUAAAAAAUUUCGCUUGACAUUUGAAAAUGACAAUUACUUAUAAAUAUUAAAUUUACAGACUCUGGAUCGCGACCCAUUUAAAAAUAUUUUCAGAGUAAUGCGGAAGUACAAUAAUAAUCAAAUCAUGACACAUUU
Cuscuta campestris is the source of this 3973-nucleotide messenger RNA. NCBI's taxonomy places the organism in Eukaryota, Viridiplantae, Streptophyta, Magnoliopsida, Solanales, Convolvulaceae. The record is from the annotation of a GenBank genome assembly.